AGAAGAGAGAGAGAGACUGUCGAGGUCUCUUCCUCUGAAGCAAUCUCUCUUUCUGUCUAUGGAAAUCAAAUCGGAAUCGCAAUUUAGAAACUAGGGUUUUGAGAGGAUCGCACUGAAGCAUUGGCAAUGGAGGAACCAGCAUCUGAACCAGUUCUCUACGAGACCCGUCGUCACGCUUCGAGGCCAUACAUUCUCAAUUACCCUCCUCAACAGGCUGAUAAUGGUGCUCGAGGCGGCUUUCUUUCGAUGCUUUCAGUUCAAGGUGUGAGUAGACUCAAAGAAAAGUGGUUAGAGACCAAGCAACCUAGAAAAUUGAAAAAAUUAACAUCCUUGUUUAUAUCUCCGAGCGGCGAGCGUGUGGCUGUGGCUGCUGGAAAUCAGAUAACAAUUCUGCAGAAGAAGGAUGACUACGCGGAGCCAUGUGGAAUGUUUACUACUAGCGGCCUUGUUACUUUUUCGGCCGGAACUUGGUCGGAAAGCCACGAUGUUCUUGGAGUUGCUGAUGAUAUGGAUACUCUAUAUUUUAUCAAAGCAAAUGGUGAAGAAAUAAUGAGGAUUUUGAAGAGGCAGUUAAAAGUUUCUUUACCCAUUGUAAAACUGAUUGCAAAUGCUGAUUCUGAUGUACAGCGAUCAUGCUUGUGUAGCUUCACUAUUGUGACGUCAGAUGGUUCCCUUCAGCAUAUUGAGAUAGGUCGGGAGCCAAAUACCUCUGUUCAUAAUGGCUUAACUCUGAAGGGGAAGUUUGCACAAAAUGUUUGUUGUGUUGAUUUCCAUCCAGAACUCUUUUUGUUUGUUGCUGUUACCUUCUCCGAGAGCAUCACACAAAACAAUGGAUCUUGUAAUCUUUCUCUUUGGCGUAGAAGUAACAGCAUGGACAUAGAGCAGUUGUUCUCUACUCAGUUUGAGGGCUUAUAUUCUAAACCAAAAGGUCAUAGAGGUCCACUUGCAUAUCCGAAGGUGCUAAUCUCACCAGAAGCUGAGUUUGUUUGUAGUCUCGAUGUGAUGGGAUGCUUGCAAGUUUUUAAGCUGAAUAAGCAACGUUUUUCACUUUCAAAAUUUACUGGAGGAGAGAGAUGUUUUCUGCAAGAGAGAUGUGAUAUUGUGGAUUUUACUUGGUGGUCUGAUCAUGUUAUUGCUAUUGCAAAAAGGACUGGAGUUGUAACCAUGAUUGACAUCCUUAGCGGUUUAAAAGUUCAGGAGAAUGAUCUUGUUUACUCUAUGCCUGUUAUAGAAAGAGUCUGUCUAUCUCAAGGAAACCUGUUUCUUUUGGAGAGUAUAUCAUCUGAAGAGAGAGAACCUCUAUCUAAUGACAAAGGGGUAAAUGACUCAUAUUGUAUAGAUCAGAUUAUUGAAGAUGGUUUUAGUCAUCUUGACAUUUCUAAGUUGACCUGGAACCUGAUGACGUUUUCCAAGAGAUCCAUUCUUGAAAUGUAUAAUAUCCUAAUUAGCAAUAGAAGAUAUCAAGCUGCCCUAGAUUUUGCUGAUUGUCAUGGGCUGGAAAAAGAUGAAGUCAUAAAAUCACAAUGGUUGCAUUCUGCACGAGGAUUAAAUGAAAUAAGUAUGCAUCUAUCAAAAAUUAAAGAUACGGUUUUUAUACUUUCAGAAUGUGUUGACAAAGUUGGACCAACAGAAGAUUCCAUGAAGGCUUUGCUUGAAUAUGGACUGCGCCUAACUAACCAGUAUAGUUUUUCUGAACGAGAAGAUUCCGAGUGUACCACAAUGUGGGAUUUCCGAAUGGCUAGACUUAAGUUAUUGCAAUUCCGCGAUAGGUUGGAGACAUAUCUUGGAAUUAACAUGGGCAGGUUUUCUGUGCAGGAGUAUGCCAAGUUCAGAGUAAUGCCUCUUAAUGAAGCUGCUACAGUGCUUGCUGAAAGUGGGAAAAUUGGAGCCUUGAACCUCUUGUUUAAGCGUCAUCCAUAUUCACUGGCUCCUUUCACUUUAGAGAUUUUGGUUGCUAUCCCGGAAACACUUCCUGUACAAACAUACGGACAGCUUCUUCCUGGGAGAUCUCCUCCUUCCGGUACAGUUGUGAGAGAGGAAGAUUGGGUUGAAUGCAAGAAGAUGGUAAACUUUUUGAAUGGAUUACAAGAGAAUCAUGGGAUUGAUGUGCAGAUUCGGACGGAACCAAUUGUCAAACAAUGCUCAGGUUUUGUUUGGCCUUCAGUUAAUGAACUUUCUAUAUGGUACAAGAAUAGAGCAAAAGAUAUUGACAGAUCUAGUGGGCAGCUAGAUACUUGCCUUUGCUUGCUUGAUUUUGCUAAUAGAAAAGGCAUAUCUGAGUUGAAGCAGUUCCAUGAAGAUGUCUCAUACCUGCACCAACUUAUUUAUUCUGAUGAUAGCGAUGGUGAAAUAAGUUUGAAUCUGGACACAUGGGAACUAUUGUCGGACUACGAUAAAUUUAGAAUGAUGCUCAAGGGGGUCAAAGAAGAAAAUGUUAUUGAAAAACUCCGUGAUAAAGCAGUUCCAUUCAUGCAGAAUAGGUUUCAUUAUACGACUUCAGUCUCUCUAGAUCAGGUGACAGGUAAUUAUCUUGCUGGUGAUCAUGACAAGGCAGAGUCAUUUCUGGUAAGAUGGCUGAAGGAAAUUGCUUCAGAGAAUAAAUUGGAGAUUUGCUCAGUGGUGAUAGAGGAGGGGUGUGGAGAUAUCAAAAGUAACAGCUUAUUCAAGGAUGAAGUUGAAGCUAUAAAUUGUGCCCUGCAGUGUCUUUAUUUGUGCAAAGUAACUGAUAAGUGGAGCACCAUGGCAGCCAUACUGCAAAAACUUCCACAAAUGCCAGGUAGUAAAUUGUAUAAUGGGGGCCUGGAGAGAAGAUUAAAACUGGCAGAGGGCCAUAUUGAAGUGGGGAGGCUUCUGUCAUUCUAUCAGGUCCCGAAGCCUAUGAAUUUUUUCCUCGAGUCUGAUGGUGAUGGGAAAGGUGUAAAGCAAAUUCUCCGCCUCAUACUUUCAAAGUUCGUACGUCGACAGCCGGGCCGAUUGGAUAAUGAUUGGGCAAACAUGUGGCGUGAUAUGCUGUGCAUGAGGGAGAAGGCAUUUCCGUUUCUUGAUCUGGAGUAUAUGCUGAUGGAAUUUUGCAGAGGGCUGCUGAAAGCUGGGAAGUUUUCUCUAGCUAGGAAUUAUUUAAAGGGAACAAGUUCAGUUGCUUUGGCAUCAGAUAAGGCAGAGAAUCUUGUCAUUCAAGCUGCAAGGGAAUAUUUCUAUUCUGCUUCAAGUCUCGCUUGCUCUGAAAUUUGGAAGGCUAAGGAGUGUCUGAACCUACUUUCAAGCAGUAGAAUCAUUCAAGCAGAGCUUGAUAUUAUUGAUGUGCUUACAGUCAAACUUCCCAGUCUUGGGGUGACACUUUUACCCAUGCAAUUUAGGCAAAUAAAAGAUCAAAUGGAGAUUAUUAAAAUGGCUAUAACAAAUCAAACUGGAGCAUAUUUACAUGUUGAUGAGAUCAUUGAGAUCGCCAAACUUCUUGGAUUGAACUCUCCAGAUGACAUAUCGGCUGUUCAGGAAGCUAUUGCUCGAGAAGCUGCCGUUGCUGGUGAUCUCCAAUUGGCACUUGAUCUCUGCCUUGUUUUGGCUAAGAAAGGACAUGGUCAAGUUUGGGAUUUAUGCGCUGCAAUAGCAAGGGGUCCAGCACUUGAAAAUAUGAAUAUUAAAUCUCGAAAACAAUUACUAGGUUUUGCUUUGAGCCAUUGCGAUGAGGAAUCUAUAAGUGAGUUGCUCCAUGCGUGGAAAGAUCUUGACAUGCAAGGCCUGUGUGAAAUGUUAAUGACAUCGAUAGAGUCAAAUGCUCCCAAUUUCUCCAGUCAAGGUUCAUCAAUUAUUUCAGAUUCAGACAACACAGUUUACGCGAAAGGUUUUUCUGAAGCAGUUGGAGGAGCUACCAGUGAUGAUCAGGAAGUACAUAUUGGUAACAUAAAAAAGAUACUUUCUGUUGUUGCUAAAGACUUGCCUGUUGAGAAAGGAAGGAAUUGGGAAUCUGUCCUUGGAGACAACGGAAAAACUUUGGCAUUCGCUACUUUACAACUUCCAUGGUUGCUUGAACUAAGUAAGAAACCUGAAAGCAGUCAGAAGCCAAUAUAUGGCUUGAUUCCUAGAAUGCAAUAUGUGAGUGUAAGAACACAGGCUGUGGUGACUAUUAUAUCCUGGCUGGCAAGAAAUGGCUUUGCUCCUAAAGAUGAUUUGAUUGCCUCUCUGGCAAAAUCAAUUAUGGAACCUCCUAUUACUGAAGAGAAAGACAUAAUUGGCUGCUCCUUUCUGCUGAAUCUGGUGGAUGCAUUUUGUGGAGUUGAAGUAAUAGAAGAUCAACUGAGAAGACGAAAAGACUACCAAGAAAUUAGUAGCAUCAUGAAUGUGGGGAUGAUAUAUAGUUUGUUACACAACUAUGGAGUUGAGUGUCAAGGUCCUGCCCAGAGGAGAGAGAUGCUAUUCGGGAAGUUCAAGGAAAAACAGACACCUGAUGAUAUAGCCAAAGUUGAUGAAGUGCAGUCUACAUUUUGGAGAGAAUGGAAACUGAAAUUAGAAGAACAAAAGUUUGUGGCAGAUCGUUCUAGAGCAUUAGAGAAGAUAAUUCCUGGGGUUGAUGCUGCACGUUUUUUGUCUGGGGACAUCAAGUAUAUGCAGAGCGUUGUCUACUCUCUUAUUGAGUCAGUAAAGUUGGAGAAGAAGUACAUUCUUAAGGACGUUUUAAAACUGGCUGAUACAUAUGGCUUGAAUCGGAGAGAGGUGCUUCUACACUAUAUAAAUUCUUUGCUUGUUUCUGAGGUUUGGACAAAUGAUGAUAUUAUGCACGAAUUUCCAGAGUGUAGAAGAGAAAUAGCUGGUUAUGCUGUUAGGACCAUCGACAUUAUUUCCUCGGUUAUAUAUCCUGCAAUUGAUGGAUGCAAUAAGUUGCGACUUGCUCUUGUAUUUGAGCUGCUUUCUGAUUGCUAUUUGCAGCUGGAAGAAACAAAAAAAUCAUUACCAAUAAUACACCCAGAUCAAGCCAAAUUGUCUAGUUUUGGAUUUGCUCGUUAUUACCAGGUACUUGAGCAAGAAUGCAGAAGAGUAUCCUUUCUGACAAACCUCAACUUCAAAAACAUUGCUGGACUCGGGGGUUUGAAUUUAGACUGCUUCAACUGUGAAAUCUACCAGCAUAUCAAUGAUAGUAGCUUGGAAGUCUUGGCAAAGAUGGUAGAAACCCUGAUCACCAUUUAUACUGACUCGGUUCCAGAUGGUCUCAUGUCGUGGAAGGAUGUGUACAAACAUUUUCUCCUCAGUUUGUUAACGACUUUGGAAACUAAAGCUAGAACAGAAUUCGCUGUCAAAAGGCCUGAAAACCUUCAGUGUUUAGUAUGUCAGCUUGAGCAAAGCUUUGAAUCAUGCAGUUUAUAUAUCAAACUCUUGGCACAUUCUGAUGCUUUGGACAUUAUAAGGCGGUAUUUCAUGGUAAUUAUACCUCUUUAUGAUUCUUAUGGAACUCUUCCUGACGAUUCAACGUGGCAGGACUGCCUUUUGAUCCUCUUAAACUUUUGGAUGAGAUUAACUGAUGUAUUGAAGGAAAUUAUAUCACUCGACAAUGGAGAAGAGAUUCUUGUAUUUAAUCCAGACUGCUUGAUGAGUUGUCUUAAAGUUUUCUUGAAGCUUGUGAUUGAGGAUAGUGUCUCACCAAGUCAGGGCUGGAGCACGAUUGUUGGCUAUGUCAAUCAUGGUUUAACUGGUGUUGCUGCUUUUGAAAUUUUCAUGUUCUGCAGAGCUAUGGUCUUUUCUGGUUGUGGAUUCAGUGCCGUUGCCGAAGUAUUUUCUGAAGCAGUGCAUGCUCCAACUGGUUUCAUUUUGGCUGAUAACGCUGAGUUCCAGGAUCUCCCCCAUCUCUACUUGAAUCUCUUGGAACCCAUUUUGCACCAUUUAGCUGUAGGUGGCUCCCAGGACCACCAGAACUUCUAUCAUAUAUUGUCUUCUGUGAGUAAAUUAGAAGGUGAUCUGGAUGAUUUGAAGAAGGUCAGGCAUUUAAUCUGGAAAAGACUUGCUAAGUUCUCCGAUGAUCUGCAGAUACCCGGAUCUGUACGAGUUUACGUCCUGGAGCUUAUGCAAUUCCUCACAGGUAGAAAUAUGAAGGGGUUCUCUACUGAGAUACACUCCAACGUUGUACCAUGGGAAGGGUGGGAUGAGGUGCAUUUUACUAGCGAACAAAGUGAAACAUCUGGCAAUCAGGGUUUGGCAGAUCAUAAUGAUACAUCUUGCAGAGUAACAAGUACGUUGAUUGCCCUCAAGUCAUCUCAACUUGCGGCAAGCAUUUCACCUACCAUAGAAAUUACCCCCGAUGAUCUGUCGACUGUAGAGACAGCAGUUUCUUGCUUCUCCAAGCUGUCUGACGUUUCCCAUACUGAUUCUCAUAUUUAUUCUCUCGUAGCUGUUUUGGGAGAGUGGGAAGGGCUUUUCAUGGCAAAGCAUGAUGAGGAAGCCUCUUUAGAAGCAUCUGAUGCUGGAAAUGCCUGGAAUGGUGACGACUGGGAUGAGGGGUGGGAAAGUUUCCAGGACAUCGAACCUCCUGAGAAAGAAAAGACUGGAAGCGUCCCUUCUCUUCACCCUUUGCAUAUCUGUUGGUUGGAGAUCUUCAAGAAACUAGUGACAUUGUCUCGCUUUAGAGACGUGCUAAGACUGUUAGACCAAUCAAACGGAAUCUUGCUCGAUGAAGAUGGUGCCAGGAGCUUAACCGAAGUUGUUCUUCAAAUGGAUUGUCUUAUGGCUUUAAAGUUAGUUCUCUUGCUUCCUUAUGAGGCUCUACGGCUACGAUGCUUGGCUGCUGUUGAAGAUAAGUUGAGACGAGGAGGGUUUUCGGACCCAAUUGGGCAGGACCAUGAUUUUCUAGUUCUUAUAUCAUCCUCUGGACUACUAUCUAGUAUCAUCUCCAAAUCUUCAUAUGGUACUACAUUCUCUUACAUCUGCUAUUUGGUUGGGAACUUUUCUCACAAGUGUCAGGCGGCCCAACUAUCCGGGCUUGUGCCCGAGGGAUCAGCAGAAAGCGAAAGGGACUUGCUACUUUUCAGGAGGAUUGUUUUUCCCUCGUUUAUUUCAGAGCUUGUGAAGGCAGAUCAGCAGCUUCUAGCAGGACUUGUUGUUACAAAAUUUAUGCACACAAAUGCAUCACUGAGUCUGGUCAAUAUUGCAGAGUCCAGUCUUAUAAGAUUUCUAGAGAGGCAGCUUCACCAACUGCGGCACGACAAACUUGCCCUUUUUGAUGCAAGUUCACAUGAAACGUUAAAGAACACCGUUUCUGGCUUAAUGGACAGGCUCGAAACUGUGGUCCAAUUUGCGUUUUCGUUACUUUCUAAUAGUGUUGGAUGAAAUAUUUAAUUUGAUGUUUUCUUUUCUUUUUUAUUUAUUUUUACUCAUUUGUUUGUUAAAAUUUAGAAUAUAGAAAUCCCAUUGUGAUGGAUAGUGUUUGUACAAAUUGACUUUGUUAAGUAUACAUUUUGUUAGGUUGUAAUUGGAAA
Messenger RNA from Morus notabilis, 7460 nucleotides. Its product is annotated as MAG2-interacting protein 2. Gene Ontology annotation, molecular function: SNARE binding. The coding region runs from base 127 to 7311 and encodes 2394 amino acids. Gene Ontology annotation, cellular component: Dsl1/NZR complex; endoplasmic reticulum membrane. The record is from RefSeq and is a predicted model, not a curated record. The transcript has 12 exons. Gene Ontology annotation, biological process: retrograde vesicle-mediated transport, Golgi to endoplasmic reticulum. Lineage: Eukaryota; Viridiplantae; Streptophyta; Magnoliopsida; Rosales; Moraceae.